CAAAGUCAAGUCAGUCCGAUAGAGUACACAUUGGUUGCGAUACCAAAUCUACACUCUCAUUGUUAGCUUCCAGUCGUUCACCUUUCUUUUGUUCUCAUCGCUAGAUCGCGUUCUUCCGAAGCAGAAUACAUUGGUAAAGUCUAAAGAUGCGAUCGCUAACUUUGCUGUGUGUAACGGCGCUAUGUGCAGCGUGCAUCGUCGCGUUACCGAGUCGUCCGAAAAAGGGCACCGGAGCAGAUCGCGUGCACGAUUCGCAGCCAUCUGAUGAGGCGCACCACGCUGGAUCAGAGCACAACUCAAACUAUGAUCAUGACGCUUUCCUGGGCAGCGAGGAGGCGAAGAAAUUCCAGGCGUUGACUCCAGAACAAUCUAGAGAGCGGCUGAGAAAACUGGUGCCCCGUGUUGAUGUUGACAAGGACGGAUAUGUCACUGAGGAUGAGCUGAAAAACUGGGUUCGCUUCACUCAACACCGCUACAUCAUGGAGGACGUGGGUCGCCAGUGGACCACUCACGACAUUGAUCAGGACGGCAUGCUCACCUGGCCAGAGUACAGAAACACCACAUACGGACCGCUCACAGAACAACAAAUGGAGCAGCCAGAGAACGCACAGUACAAGAAGCUCUUCCAUCGUGACCAGAACAGAUGGAGAAAGGCGGACUCUAACAACGAUCAGUCCCUCACGAAAGAGGAGUACGCUUCCUUCCUUCAUCCUGAGGAGUACGAACACAUGAAGGUCCUAGUUGUGGAUGAAACUCUUGAGGACAUUGACAAGGACAAGGAUGGUUCCAUUUCACUUCAGGAGUACAUUGAUGACAUGUACCCGCCCAGCGAGCACAAGGACAGUGCAACUGAACCUGACUGGGUCAAGUCAGAACGUGAGCAGUUCGGAACUUAUCGCGACAAGAACAAGGAUGGCAAGAUGGACCGUGAGGAGGUCAAGGACUGGAUCAUCCCCCCAGACUACGAUCAUGCCGAAGCCGAGGCCAAGCAUCUCAUCUAUGAGUCUGACACCGGCGAGAAGGACGGCAAGCUGACUGCUGAUGAGAUUGUCGACAAGUACGACUUGUUCGCUGGAAGCCAGGCCACCGACUAUGGCGAGGCUUUGAACCGUCACGAGGAGUUCUAAACACUGGUCAUGUCCUUUCACAGCGAUAUUCAAAAACAAAUUUCUACUCUCUUUAGAAAAAUUUUAAAUGCGAUCUUGCAAAUCCUGAAGACGCUAUCAGCUAUAAUUUAUGGCCUAGCUCAGCUUGUCUGUUCGAUGUGUGCUCCUGUAAACAUGUGCCACUGUUUAUCUCUGCUGCAAUGCUGUAUAUCAUAUUUGUCAGUUUGCUCAAAUGUCUCUACUCUUAGACCAGCUGCUGGUCAGCCUCUGCCCCUGCCUUGAGUAACAUUAUAUUCUUGAGUUUCUUCUGACCCACGGCCCCUCACUCUCCACCCUACAUUCUCCCAUUAACCCCUUGCAAAGAAAGACCAAAAUAACUAUGCUCUGCCGCCUAGCACACUCACUUUUCACAUGCGCUAUAAAAUUGUCGGGACCUACCGCUUUUGCCACCUAUAAGCUGCUUUUAGCUGCCACUAGAGUAUACCAAUUGUUCUUUAAUUGCUCUAUCCGUAGAAUGGGAUUGCGAAUCAGUCCCAAUCAAUCUUCUGCUGCUAUUCCUUGCACUAGUAUCCUAAUUUAAGAAUUACUUAAAAACAAUGAGA
Molecule: messenger RNA, 1708 nt
Organism: Sycon ciliatum
Lineage: Eukaryota; Metazoa; Porifera; Calcarea; Leucosolenida; Sycettidae
Product: calumenin-like
Exons: 7
Coding region: 147-1127 (326 amino acids)
Cellular component (GO): endoplasmic reticulum
Molecular function (GO): calcium ion binding
Source: RefSeq, a predicted model, not a curated record